AUGCAGUACCGUACCCAGUGCUUCACCGGUCCGCUCGCGCACGUGACCUAUAGCAAGUACGGCCCUUCAUCUGCUUGCAAUAAUGGCACCGGGGGAACCUGGGCUAAUGACGUCUAUUCAAUAGUCCUGGUUGCAAAUUUCAUAAUAUCAAAAGACGAGUUAAAACUCGUCAACAAGCCGAGUUAUGGUUACGCUCGCAACCCACCUACACGCUCCACCGCCCUUACCGUCGACGAUACAAACGCCAGCGUAUCGCCACGAUUUUUGCGGCGGUUGAACCCCGAUGAGGAGUCCUUGGUGCCGGGUAUUCCAACGUUUGGCAUGCCACCAUGGUACGGGUCACCAGAAGAAGCAAACCAGGAGUAUGCUGUCUGCGACUAUAUGGAAUGGUUCCAAUGCGCCGUUCUCCCUCGUUUGUCUCGACUGAGAAUGCGCCUGGCCCAAAAGGAAAAUCGUUCCAAGACUACUAUUUAUACUCGGGGCACACAACAGGAUCCCUGCCGCAACAUGCAUUUUCCUUCUCCGCUAGAGGACCACGCCCUCUUUAACCACACCCUUCAGAAUAUAACUGAUAUAUCAGUGUGGAACUGCCAAGUAAAGUGCUAUGUGAACCAAGCAUGUCGUGCUGUGAACUAUAAGAAAGGCGCGAAUCUCGGGAGCUGUGAACUGCUGUCCGCCAAAGCUGGAUCCUUCCCUAUAGAUCUGCUGAAGUUCCCAGGAAUCGACUACUACGGCCCCAAUGAGGUUUGCGUUCCAAAUCCUUGUCCCUCGGCCAACAUGACCUGCGUUGAGUUAAAGGGGAAUCCAAGAUACAGAUGUGAGUGUCCACAGGGAUACAUCGGUUCCGCAUGUGAAACAGAUGUUGAUGAGUGUUAUCCUGGACAUUACAAUUGUCACCAGGACGCUACUUGUGCAAACACAAUUGGCUCUUUCGCAUGCACAUGUAAACCUGGGUAUACAGGAAACGGAGUAAGCUGCGAAGAUAUUGAGGAGUGCUCUUCUGGAAGCAACAAUUGCCACCGGGACCAUGCUUCUUGUGCAAACACCAUUGGCUCCUUCGCAUGCACAUGUAAACCUGGGUAUACAGGAGACGGAAUAAACUGCGCAGACAUCGACGAGUGCUCUCUUGAUGUACACAAUUGUCAUGCGAAUGCCACGUGCGCGAAUACCGCUGGUUCCUUCACCUGCACUUGCAGAUCUUGGUAUACUGGAAACGGCGUAAACUGUACAGGUUUAACCUAUUCGCAUGUUGGAUGUUUCAAAGACAAGGAUGAUCGGGCCAUUGCGUUAACUUGGAUUUAUCCAUCAACUCUAGAGGAGUGUUUUAAAGAAGCCCUUAGACGCGAAAACAUAGUAUUUUCAAUGCAGGCAGAAAAACAUUGCUUUACCAGCCCAGACGCACAUCAGACUUACAACAAGUAUGGUCCCACAACUGGCUGCAGCGGCGGGAAUGGGGGAGCCUGGGCCAAUGACGUAUAUCGCAUCAAUUACUAAGUCACUGUGACAUUUGUCACGUCAUGUUAGGGAUAGUAGAAAGGGUCAGAAGCACUCUCUAACCCAAUUUUUUUUUUAAUUUCGAAUUGAUUUGGUAACAAAUAAACUACAAUUUCCAAAAAGAAUUUUCUUUUUAUUUCAAAAGAAUCGCGAGUUAAAAGGAAAGUUCGUUUUCCGUCGAAUAUAGACAUAACACGAAAGGUGUCACAAAUCCCUUAAUCCUUUUAAGACACAGCAUCUCACAACUAAUUUGGUGCUCGUUAUUCAGCUUUAAAACGAUAUAUUAUUCGCAAUAUUUCGUUAAAUAUUAGCCCGUCAAGACGCAUUCUACGAGAGCCGGUCGACGACACUUUCCACUAUCCUUAAAUUCAACUCACACAGCACUUGCGUACAUACACUAUAUGAUAGG
Molecule: messenger RNA, 1903 nt
Organism: Nematostella vectensis (starlet sea anemone)
Lineage: Eukaryota; Metazoa; Cnidaria; Anthozoa; Actiniaria; Edwardsiidae
Exons: 9
Coding region: 1-1494 (497 amino acids)
Molecular function (GO): calcium ion binding
Source: RefSeq, a predicted model, not a curated record